This is a messenger RNA of Trifolium pratense (red clover), 1055 nucleotides long. RefSeq lists its product as uncharacterized. The record is from RefSeq and is a predicted model, not a curated record. The transcript has 2 exons. NCBI's taxonomy places the organism in Eukaryota, Viridiplantae, Streptophyta, Magnoliopsida, Fabales, Fabaceae. The coding region runs from base 1 to 951 and encodes 316 amino acids.
AUGGAAAUGAAGAAGAUUCAGGCUAAAUAUGAGGAAGAGUGCGAGAAAACAGCUUACUUAAAAAUGAUGUUGGCCAAUGCCAAGUCUAAUCCUCAGUUUCCUGGUGCAUCACGAAUGCUGCACCUGCAAGAUGCAGGUUCUAACCAAAUGUUACACCAGCUUCCAAGACAGCAAAAUGCUACUUAUCACUCUCUUGAUUCUAGUCCAUCUUCCCGUGGACAUGUUGCAGCCACUUUGCAGCAGAAUUCAUACGCUUCAUCUGGCUCUCAUACUAUGGCACUAUCACCAGCUUUACAGGCCGCUUACAAUACAUCGGAAAUUUUCAGGGAUUUUUCUGCAAGACAACCCAUCUUUUCAGCCUCAGGAAAUCUUCAAGCAGGUGGGGAGGCAUCACAUCUCCCACCUUAUGGACCCUCGGCGUUUAUACCAGCUUCAUGCGUCAGUCUGCAUGGUAUGCCAAGUCACCCUGCAACACCAUCUUGCAUCAACUCCAUUUCUUCAGCCUCAAGAAAUCUUCAACCUGGUGUGGAGAUACGUACUCCUGCACAGAAUCUAUAUGUAUCCUCAACAUUUAUUCCAUCUUCAUGUGUCAGUGCAGUUCCACACGGUAUUCCAAGUCACCCUACAAAACCAUCUUGUAUCGACUCCAACUCGUUACUCUCAGGAAAUCUUCAAGCUGGCGCGGAGAUAUGUAUCCCUGCACUGCAUAACCAGUCUUACAUAGUUGGAGUUCCAUAUGGUAUGCCAAGUCUCCCUGCAGUACCCAGUAAUUCUCCUGCAAGUUAUUUCUCAUCAUCAUUAUCUCAACGGCUUGCCAAACCAAUGCCGCCACCAACGGCUACCCCUAAGGUUGGUACUCAUGGGGUGCAUGGGCAAGAGAAUAUAGGGUUGUCCCCCCAUACUCAUACUCUAUCUUUCAAGGAUAUGCACAUGAAUCCUAAUAGGAGAUAGACAAUUGUGUUUAGGCCUGAAAUUUUCGGUACCAAAGUUGGUUAGCAGUAGCCCCUAGGCAAUAUUUAAUGUCAUGUCAUAUUGUUAUAUUAAUUUAUAUUAAA